GCGGGGACAGCUUUAUACAAAACGAGCUGCCUCUGGCCCCUCCCAUGCAGAGUGAGUGGAGAACUGGACCAGCAGGAAGGAGUAUGGAGUUAAAGACUGUGGCGUGAACUGAGGAACCCUGGACAGGCCACUUGCUGCAGGGGACCCAGUCCAGAUCCCAGGAAAGCCCCGCUGCCCCUUCGGACCCCGUCUCCCAUCUACAAAACGUGGAGACUGGCCCAGUUGACGUGUCUCUACAAAAAGGUGCAUAUACCACUGCCCCACCGCAGGCUGAUCUGGGGAAGCCUCUGGCCCAGGACAGAUACCGCCAUGGCCUUCCUGAUGCACCUGCUGGUCUGCGUCUUCGGAAUGGGCUCCUGGGUGACCAUCAAUGGGCUCUGGGUAGAGCUGCCCUUGCUGGUGAUGGAGCUGCCUGAGAGCUGGUACCUGCCCUCCUACCUCACGGUGGUUAUCCAGCUGGCCAACAUCGGGCCCCUCCUGGUCACCCUGCUCCAUCGCUUCCGGCCCAGCUGUCUUUCUGAAGUGCCCAUCAUCUUCACCCUGCUGGGCGUGGGAACUGUCACCUGCAUCAUUUUUGCCUUCCUCUGGAAUACGACCUCCUGGGUGCUGGAUGGCCAACACAGCAUCGCCUUCUUGGUCCUCACCUUCUUCCUGGCCCUGGUAGACUGCACCUCUUCGGUGACGUUCCUGCCCUUCAUGAGCCGGCUGCCCACCUACUACCUCACCACCUUCUUUGUGGGUGAAGGACUCAGCGGCCUCUUGCCUGCCCUGGUGGCUCUUGCCCAGGGCUCGGGUCUUACUACCUGCGUCAAUGUCACUGAGCUAUCAGACAGCAUACCAAGCCCAGUACCCACGCAGGAAACUGACAUCGCACAGGGAGUUCCCAGAGCUUUGGUGUCCGCCCUCCCCAAAAUGGAAGCGCCCCUGUCCCACCUGGAGAGCCGCUACCUCCCCGCCCACUUCUCACCCCUGGUCUUCUUCCUCCUGCUAUCCGUCAUGAUGGCCUGCUGCCUCGUGGCGUUCUUUGUCCUCCAGCGUCAACCCAAGUGCUGGGAGGCUUCCGUGGAAGACCUCCUCAAUGACCAGGUCACCCUCCACUCCAUCCGGCCACGGGAAGAGAACGACUUGGGCCCUGCAGGCACGGUGGACAGCAGCCAGGGCCAGGGUCAUCUAGAGGAGAAAGCAGCCCCCUGCUGCCCAGCCCACCUGGCCUUCAUCUAUACCCUGGUGGCCUUCGUCAAUGCGCUCACCAACGGCGUGCUGCCCUCUGUGCAGACCUACUCCUGCCUGUCCUACGGGCCAGUUGCCUACCACCUGGCUGCCACCCUCAGCAUUGUGGCCAACCCUCUUGCCUCGUUGCUCUCCAUGUUCCUGCCUAACAGGUCUCUGCUGUUCCUGGGGGUCCUCUCCGUGCUUGGGACCUGCUUUGGGGGCUACAACAUGGCCAUGGCGGUGAUGAGCCCCUGCCCCCUCUUGCAGGGCCACUGGGGUGGGGAAGUCCUCAUCGUGGCCUCGUGGGUGCUUUUCAGCGGCUGCCUCAGCUACGUCAAGGUGAUGCUAGGCGUGAUCCUGCGCGACCUCAGCCGCAGCGCCCUCUUGUGGUGCGGAGCGGCGGUGCAGCUGGGCUCGCUGCUCGGAGCGCUGCUCAUGUUCCCUCUGGUCAACGUGCUGCGGCUCUUUUCGUCCGCUGACUUCUGUAAUCUGCACUGUCCCGCCUAGGCAUGCCACCAACCCCGCCCCCAUCGCUAACGGACGGAACUGGGAUCCAGAGAGGCAAGGUCACAGAGCAAGUGGCAGGAACAGAGAUGCAGAGCCUGAGUAAUUGAAUCAUGAACACAAGUGCCCACUACGGACUGUGGGGAAGAUGCGACCUGGAAAUGCAAGGUGCAGCUCUAUCCCCAACUCUGUGUCACAGUACCUGUGACUACAAGUUCGGAUCUCCUUUGCCUUGACUCUCAAGAGAGGACUGAUUUGCAGCAUCUAGCUGGAGGCAGGCCCAAGGGUGUUAGAAGGGAAACAGCUGGGAGGGUGAGCUGUCCCUUCAGGCUGUGUGACCUUGGGAAAGUCACUUGGCUUCUCUGUGCCUGUUUCUUCAUGCAUGCAAUGGGGAUUACAGUAAGUACCAACUACCUCACGGGCAUGGCACAGAGACAAAAGGAAGAAGACAAAAGGAGGGCAUAAAGCAAGCCCUCCUGGGCCACCUGCUGACCUGAGAGUCCAUCAUAGUAACAAGAGUGGCGGUCAGCACAACCUAGAAGUAGCCAGAGGGUUGAGACAGGCCCCUGCCCUCUCUCCUUUGCCCCUUAGUCUCACAGAGGGGCUUCUACAAGACAAGCAGCUAGCGAUAGAAUCUUGGGUAUCUUGGCUUUCGGAUUCCCAGUGUGGAGAGACAGAGUACCCCACACACCCCUUCCUGUCAUCCUUCCUGGCCCAUAAAGCCCACUUGUUGGAGAGUAAGUACCUUCCUGGAAGCAGGAGGGGUGAUUUGCCGGUGGGGCUGGGGAGGGCCCAUCCCUGAGCCUCUGAAAGUGAAAUCCCCAACCAGGCUGGGGACCAGACACGCAGACCCCCUGGAAGUAUUCUCUCAAAUGGAGGUGGCAGAGGUGAUUGUUAUUUUGUUUUAGCUUUAGUUUUUCAUUUUUUUAAAUAAAGACAUUCCCUGCUUUUA
Messenger RNA from Macaca mulatta (Rhesus monkey), 2668 nucleotides. RefSeq names its product solute carrier family 52 member 3 (gene SLC52A3). Gene Ontology annotation, molecular function: riboflavin transmembrane transporter activity. The record is from RefSeq and is a predicted model, not a curated record. Gene Ontology annotation, biological process: riboflavin transport. NCBI's taxonomy places the organism in Eukaryota, Metazoa, Chordata, Mammalia, Primates, Cercopithecidae. Gene Ontology annotation, cellular component: plasma membrane.